CUGGGUCACCAGGCGUGCACGCCGCUGGGUCACCAGGCAUGCACGCUGGUUCUCGCGCUGGGCCAGGCACCGGCGCCAGUCGCACUGCCAAUGCCAACACCAGCCGCAGCACAGCCAGUGUCAGCAGCAGCAGCAGCAGCAGCAGCGCCACCACCACCACAGGUCCGCUACUUGUCACUGCUGCAGUCGCCACAGGCUGCAGUAACAGCACCAGCACCAGCGCCAGCAGCAGCAGUACCACCACCACCACCAGCAGCAGCACAAGCCCAAGCAAUGGUGAGAAUGCUACAUUUCUAGAGCAGGAUAGCGCACAGGCACAGACAGAGACACAGACAAACACAGAGCCAGAGCAACAGACGGGCACACAGCAAGAGACAGGCGCACUGAAUUGUCAACAGGCACAGAGAGGGGGUUUGCAGGGUGUGCAGCAGCUGCAGCAGGGGUGGCAGCACGUGGCAGCAGCAGCGGCGGGGGUGGGGUGGACAGUGGAUGAGAAGAGCCUGCUUUUGAGUCGAUUCAGAAGCUGGCAGCAAGCAGCGGCGGCGGGGGUGGGGUGGACAGGGGAUGAGAUGAAGCGAGCUGGUGAAAUUGUGGCCGCUGCCAGGCGCACGCACAGCAGAUUCUCCUCCCUCUUUGCUGCCUCGGGGCGUGCUGCUGGUGGCGGGGCUAGUGCUGCUGGUGUGGGUGGUGUUUUGGGGGCUUCUAGUGCUGCUGGUGCUGCUGGUGCUGGUGGUGCUGGUGGUUGUGGGGGUGCUAGUGCUGCUGGCGGGGGUGGUGGUGCUUCUGGUGGGGUUGGCAGCUUUGCAGGGAAAGGCGGUGGUUGUUGUGACGAUCCUGUGAUUGCUACAGCUGCUGCUGCUGCUGAUGAUGAUGGUGGUGUUGCUGCCACUAGUGCUACUUCUGAAGCUACUGCCGCUAUUGUUGGUACUGCUGGAGCUGCUGCUGCUGCUGGAACUGCUGCUGCUGCUGCUGGAACUGCUGCUGCUGCUGCUGAUGCUGCGGAUGCAGCUGCUGAUGCUGCGGAUGCAGCUGCUGAUGCUGCUGCUGAUGCUGCUGCUGAUGCUGAUGCUGCUGCUGAUGUUACUGCUGCUGCUGCUGCUGCUGCCACUGCGGCCUGUGAUGGAGAGAAGCAAGAUACAGAUGGCACACUUUACAGCGCUGCUCAUGAUGACGCUCGUCACAAUGGUACGGGUGAAGGUAAUAACGGAUGUGUUCGUGAUGGUGAUGGUGCUGGUGGUGAUGGUGAUGGUGCUGGUGGUGAUGGUGAUGGUGAUGAUGGUGGUGGAGAUGAGCAGCAUGACCAUGGCCACGAGGCAGUGUGGGCGUGGAUAGCAGGGGGCGCCCCAGUACCCCAUACCGCCUCUUUCUCCUCUCUGCUCUCCAGCCACCCACGCUCCCCUGCUAGCACUGUUGCUCUACCUGCCGUUACUGCUGCUGCUCCCAUUGCUGCUGCCACUGCUGCCUCUCCUUCCGGCUUGCUUGAAAUAGUGUCUCCAUUCGCAACUGCCAAGGGCCAGGAGAAGGGGGAGGGAUCAGCAGCAUCAGCUACUGCAGCAGCUGCCUCUGCAUCGGCAGCUUGUGAGGCUUAUGUCGCCCUGCCUAUUCUUACCGCCACACCUAGUUUCACCGCUACAACUUCCUUGAACAGUCACCACCGCCACCACCACGAGUCACCUGUUCCGCGUGCCUUCUCUGCCUCUGCCCUCCCCCUCCUCUCCUCCUCCCCCUCUAUUUGGAGUCCUGCUGCCUCUCCUCUUAAACUUGCUGCAAGUCUCUUACCUGCUCCUGAGAAGCAGUGGGAGGGGCCGUUGGGAGGUAAAGGGGAGGUGGUAUCUGGGGAAGGUGAAGGGAAGGUGUUGAGUGGGAGAGGUGGAGGGGAGGUGGUAUGUGGGAAAGGUAGUGCAGAGGAGCAACUGGCAGCAGAUGAUGGUUGUGCAGAGACCACUGCAUCGCCUGUGACUGAGGCUGCUCGUCUCUCAACUCCUGCUGCAUCUGCAUCUGCUGCUGCUGCUGCUGCUACUGCUGCUGCUGCUGCUGCUGCUGCUGCUGCUGCUGCUGCUGCUAAUGCGGAUGCUGCUGCUGCUGCUGCUAAUGCGGAUGCUGCUGCUGCUAAUGCAGAUGCUGCCGAUGCUAAUGCUGCUGAUGCUAAUGCUGCUGAUGCGGCUGAUGCUGCUGAUGCUGAUGAUGCUGGUGCUGCUAGGAGUGGUGCUGUGACGACCAAACAAGGUGGGUGGAGACCGAUCCUGCUGGGCCAGAGAAUAAGACGAGUGGUGCCUUUUUUGAGGCGCCUCAAAAACCGAGUCCUGCUGGGCCAGAGAAUAAGACGAGUGGUGUUUUUUUUUAGGCGCCUCAAAAACCGAGUCCUGCUGGGCCAGAGAAUAAGACGAGUGGUGCUGCUCCUGACAGCAAAUCCCCCGUCUCUGCACCUUUCCGUCUGUUUGUCUUCCACCCUCCAGCGACAGAACCGAGUCCUGCUGGGCCAGAAUAAGACGAGUGGUGCUGCUCCUGAUAGCAAAUCCCCCGUCUCUGCACCUUUCCGUCUGUUUGUCUUCCACCCUCCAGCGACAGAACCGAGUCCUGCUGGGCCAGAGAAUAAGACGAGUGGUGCUGCUCCUGAUAGCAAAUCCCCCGUCUCUGCACCUUUCCGUCUGUUUGUCUUCCACCCUCCAGCGACAGAACCGAGUCCUGCUGGGCCAGAGAAUAAGACGAGUGGUGCUGCUCCUGAUAGCAAAUCCCCCGUCUCUGCACCUUUCCGUCUGUUUGUCUUCCACCCUCCAGCAACAGAACCGAGUCCUGCUGGGCCAGAGAAUAAGACGAGUGGUGCUGCUCCUGAUAGCAAAUCUCCCAUCUCUGCACCUUUCCGUCUGUUUGUCUUCCACCCUCCAGCGAUAGAACCGAGUCCUGCUGGGCCAGAGAAUAAGACGAGUGGUGCUGCUCCUGAUAGCAAAUCCCCCGUCUCUGCACCUUUCCGUCUGUUUGUCUUCCACCCUCCAGCGACAGAACCGAGUCCUGCUGGGCCAGAGAAUAAGACGAGUGGUGCUGCUCCUGAUAGCAAAUCUCCCGUCUCUGCACCUUUCCGUCUGUUUGUCUUCCACCCUCCAGCGAUAGAACCGAGUCCUGCUGGGCCAGAGAAUAAGACGAGUGGUGCUGCUCCUGAUAGCAAAUCCCCCGUCUCUGCACCUUUCCGUCUGUUUGUCUUCCACCCUCCAGCGACAGAACCGAGUCCUGCUGGGCCAGAGAAUAAGACGAGUGGUGCUGCUCCUGAUAGCAAAUCCCCCGUCUCUGCACCUUUCCGUCUGUUUGUCUUCCACCCUCCAGCGACAGAACCGAGUCCUGCUGGGCCAGAGAAUAAGACGAGUGGUGCUGCUCCUGAUAGCAAAUCUCCCAUCUCUGCACCUUUCCGUCUGUUUGUCUUCCACCCUCCAGCGAUAGAACCGAGUCCUGCUGGGCCAGAGAAUAAGACGAGUGGUGCUGCUCCUGAUAGCAAAUCCCCCGUCUCUGCACCUUUCCGUCUGUUUGUCUUCCACCCUCCAGCGACAGAACCGAGUCCUGCUGGGCCAGAGAAUAAGACGAGUGGUGCUGCUCCUGAUAGCAAAUCUCCCGUCUCUGCACCUUUCCGUCUGUUUGCCUUCCACCCUCCAGCGAUAGAACCGAGUCCUGCUGGGCCAGAGAAUAAGACGAGUGGUGCUGCUCCUGAUAGCAAAUCCCCCGUCUCUGCACCUUUCCGUCUGUUUGUCUUCCACCCUCCAGCGACAGAACCGAGUCCUGCUGGGCCAGAGAAUAAGACGAGUGGUGCUGCUCCUGACAGCAAAAGGACCACAAUCAGCCCCAGCCCCAAUAACAGCACCACCACCAUCACCACUGAAAGCAACAGUUUCAGCAAUCCCAGCAACAGUAGUGACAUCACUGCUAUCGAUAGCACCACCAAUACCAGCAGCAGCAGCAGCAGCAGCAGCAGCAGCAGCAGCAGCAGCAGCAGCAGUAGCAGUGGCAGCAGCUGUGGAAGUAGUACCACCAGCAGCAGCAGGAUUGUCGAUAGCAGCAGCAGUUUCAACAGAAGCAGCAGGGAGGGCCCUAACUCUAAAGUGCCCUCUAGCCUACCCAACUCCCCCCCACCCCCUUCCUGCCAACCCUCUUCUCCUAUCCCCUCUCUUCCCACUUCCAUCUCCCUCCCUGCCCGUCCCCCUUCCCUUUCCCAAACCUCCAGCACCACCACCUCUUCCCCCUCCUCUUCUUCCUCCUCUUCCUCCUCCUCUUCCUCCUCUUCUUCCACCCUUUCCUCCUCCCUCUCUGACACGACAUCAUUCUCCUCCAAACUCCGCCUUACCCCCUCGUCCCUCUCAUCCUCCUCAUCCUCCACGUCAGCAAGCUCCACGUCAGCAGCAAUCCGCGCAACCACUCUCUCGGCGACAGCUGGUGAGUUCAUCCCUUCACUCCCGGCCACACCAGCCUCAGCAGCAAUCCCCACAGUAGCUGCGGCGGCGCCAACUGUAACGGCAACUCAAUCUCCUGCUGCUGCUGCUGCUGCUGCUGCUUCUGCCACUGCUGCUGCUUUUGCCACCCCCAGCACUGUCCAUCGGUCCCUGUCACCCGCUCCCUACAUUCCUAUCCGCUCCUCCUCUCCUCUGCCUGCCCAUUCCUCCUCUCCCCUUCCCCCGUCCACUCUCUUCAAGUCCCCCUCCGCCUCUACAUCUUCUCUUGCCUCUCCUCCUCCUCCUGCUGCCGCUACUCUUGCUGCUUCUUCUCCUGCUGCUGCUGUCGCAACAACCACUAGUGUUACCCUCACUGCGGCAGCUUCCUGGCGACUUCCUCAGCGUGCCGCAUCCCCGUCCCGAACCUCCCCAUCCCCAACCUACUCUCUCCGAACCUCCCUGGCUGGCUCGUCAUCCCUAGCCAGUGCAAUUUCAGCUCCGGAGUUUAAAUCCAAACUCUCUGCUCCGGAAUUUAAACCGAAGCUGAAUGCGCCCGAAUUCAAACCCAUUGGUGCUGCUGCUGGUGCUGAUGCAGGUGCUGGUGCUGCGGUGGUUAGAGUUGCUGGUGGUGGUGCAACGGCUGUUAGGGUUUCUGCUGCUGGUGCUACAACUGCUAGGGUUUCUACUCCUGUUAAGACACAGCCUGCUGGUUCUCCCGCUGUUGCUCUUGCCUCCUCCCUCUCAGCCUCUGCUGCUACUGCAUCCGCCUUCGUUCCCUCCUCCACUUCUGUGGUAGCUUCCAGCCCUGCUGCCUUCGCUCCUUCCUCUGUGUCUGCGGUAGCUUUCCGCUCUGAUGCGGUGCUGUGGGGUGCAGUGAUCGCAGCGCGUGAUGGAAGGAUUAGACCAGUGGUCAUGGGUAUGGGUGUGGGAGGUGCACGAGAGCAGCAGGAAGAGGAGGGAAAGGAUGCGGAGGAAGGGGUGCUAGGGCAUGAUUUGGGGGAUGGUGUGUUUCUCCCGUCUACCCUCGACUCUCCCCCGCCGUUUCCCCGCCACCAGCGGCCAAUCAGGCGACUGUUUGACCAUAGGGAGGACAUGGCAGUGGAUGCAGGGGGCAAGGGAGGAGACAGAGGCGGCAUGGGGGGAGUGGGGAUGGCGAAUGGGAUGGGGAAGGAUGGCAUGGGAGAGGGCAGCAUGCACAUCCACUCAAGGGGCGGAAUGCUCGAGGGGGAUGGCAUGGCUUCAUCAGUCGACAUGAUGGGUAGCAUGGGAAAUGGCAUGGCGAAUGGCAUGGUGAUGGGCAUGGGUGGCGGCAUGGAUGGCGGCAUGGGUGGUGGCAUGGGUGGUGGCAUGGCUUACCAUGGUGGGACGUGGGGCGAUGGAGGCGCCGAGGAGCAAGGAGGGCAAGUGAAUGGUCCAGUGUAUCUCGAAGGCACGGAAGGGACGAAGGCUCAUGCGGUUUAUGGCACAGGGGCAGCGGCAGGUGGGUUGGUGGGAUGGGGCAGCGUAGCCAUUUAUAGCCCCGAAUUUGCUGGUAAUAGCAUCUCGGGGAGUGCCAGAAGACUCAACAGCGCAAGAAAUAGCAAUAGCAGCAACAGCAACAACAGCAGCAGCAGCAGCGGUAACAGCGGCAGCAGCAGUAUCAGCAACAGGAGCAGCACCAGAAGCAGCAGCAGCGCAAGCUCGUCGUUCCUGUCAAAAACUUCUCUGGCCAAAGCAGCAGGAGCAGUUCCGUUUCGGCCCAAGGCAGUGAUCCCCCCUCGCUUUAUCUCUCCCACUGCUCCGGCCUUCGUUCCUUCCACUGCCUCCUCUCUCUCCUCCGCCCGCUCCUCUCACUCCUCUCUGUCCUCCAACCAUCCCACUCUUCCCUCUGCCCAUUCCUCUCACUCAUCUCUCUCCUCUCACUACUCUGUGCCAUCAGCUCCUCUUCGCUCCACAUCCCCUGCCUUCACCCCUUCCAAGCUCUCACUCCAUUCCGCCCCUUUCGCCCCUUCCACUGCUUUCCUCUCCCCACCGCCCCCCUCCGCUCGCCCAUAUGCUGCCUCUACUGCUGCUGCUGCCACCGCUGCUGCCGCUGCUUCUGCCACUGCUGCUUCGGCCACUGGUGCUGCCACUGGUGCUGCCACUGCCACUGCUGCCACUGGUGCUGCCACUGGUGCUGCCAUUGCCACUGCUGCCACUGCUUCUCCUGCUGCAAACAGUGCGGCUUCUGCUGCAACGGUUGCAACAGCCUCUGCUUCUGGCUCCUUUGCUGCCUCUGCUGAGUCUCUCACCACACCAGCGAAUGCACCCUCUGCUGUUGCCCCACUCGCUGCCUCUCUCACAACCGAAUCUCCUCGCCAUCCCUCUAUAUCAACCUCAUCAACGAGUCUGUCAACUUCACCUCCUGCUGCUGCUGCUGCUGCGGCUCCAGCACCAGGAGCACCAGGAGCACCAGGAGCACCAGGAGCACCAGGAGCACCAGGAGCACCAGGAGCACCAGGAGCACCAGGAGCACCAGGAGCACCAGGAGCACCAGGAGCACCAGGAGCACCAGGAGCACCAGGAGCACCAGUAGCACCAGUAGCACCGGCAGCACUGGCAGCAGCACCAGCAGCAGCAGCACUGGCACCAGCAGCAUCACCAGCAGCAUCACCAGCAGGAGCGGCCGGCGCUGCUGCAGCAGCGCUUCCCAUCUCCAAACAGGAAGGGGCGCACCCGGCUGGAGCCUCGCUGCUGAGAGCAGGAGCUGAGGAGUGGCGAGGCCCACGGGUUGCAGGGAGCAAGGAAUCUGGUAGGGCAGUGGGAGCAUACACGCCAGCAGCAACGGGGCCUGUAGGAGGAGCACAUGUGCCAGCAGCAACAGGGCCUUUAGGAGGAGCAGUAGGGGUUGCUGCAGGGGUGAUGGCAGGUGUGAUGGCAGGUGCUGGGUUGAGCAGCAGUAUUGGGCAUGGCAAUGGGAUGUAUAGCAGUGGUGGGUAUGGCAUGACUGGUGGCAGAGCAACGCACACUGGAGGGUCUGCAGUUGCCCUUCAAAUGGGCGUUGUGUCGUCAGCAGGCAUGGCAGCCUACCAGCCUGGCGGUGCGGCAGGCUCGGCAGCAUUCCAGCCUGGCGGUGCAGCAGGCUCGGCAGCAUACCAGCCUGGCGGUGCGGCAGGCUCGGCAGCAUACCAGCCUGGAGGUGCGGCAAGCACGGCAGCAGCCGUGGCUACUGGGGCUCCACCUGCUGGCGGUGGCUUUGCUAAUUCCAGUGGAGGGGGAGGGGUGCAAGGAAUGGCGACCACUCAUGCUGCUGCUGGUGCCAUGGCAUGGCGCCAUGCUACAUGGCAUGGUAUGGUCGGGUCUCCUCCCGCUACAUGGCAUGGAAUGGUCGGCUCUCCUCCUGCUAGAUGGCAUGGCAUGGUCGGCUCUCCUCCUGCGGCUCAUGCAGGGCUGCCUAGUGCGCUUCCGUCAUGGCAUUUGGGAAUGGGACCUACCAAUACCACAGCUGUCCCCUCCGCUGCUUCCACUGCUGCUGCUGCUGCUGCUGCUGUCAAUUACACUGGAGCUGCUUUCGGGGGCCAUGCUGUGCCUGAGAUGUCGUUCGGCAUUCCUUCCGAACCUGGAAGUUUAGCUGGUUCGGAGGUCUGGUCCGGGACUGGUGUACUUGGUCCGGAUGCUGCAGCUGGGGCUGGUUGGAGUCCUCCUGACGCAUAUGCAGGUUCGGCAGCCGCUUGGGCAGGUAUGGGAGGGCAUGUUGGUUCGGGUAUGUGGUCCGGGAUGAAUGAUGGUGCAGCAGCUGCUACUGCAGUGGGAAUAGGUGGGGUACUGGGAGGGAUGUGGCCGGGUAUGGGGGAAGUGGGUGUGCAGGGUAUGGCUGCUGGCAUGGUACCAGGGGGGGUGAUGAUGGGUGGGUAUGGCAUGCAUAUGCAUAGUGCAGGCGAAGUUGAUGGGAGUUAUGAUGGGAGUGGUGCCGCAAGUGUUGGCUUUACUGCUUUGCAUUGUCCGAUAUGUCAUGGUUACCUUGCCACAUCUCCGACUGAUUUGGCGGCUCAUUUGGAUCAUUGUGCUCAUUAUAACCACUAAGGCCUUACCUAUACUCUGAUGCUUGAUUCAUUUACACGUUGCUGUUUAUUAUGUGCUUCUCUUGUCUCUCUUCUGAAUCUCUUCUCUGAUUGUCUUACUAGUGUACAUUGCCUUGUUAAUAUUUGUGGAAAGUGAUGU
Messenger RNA from Closterium sp. NIES-67, 8591 nucleotides. Lineage: Eukaryota; Viridiplantae; Streptophyta; Zygnematophyceae; Desmidiales; Closteriaceae. The record is from the annotation of a GenBank genome assembly.